This is a messenger RNA of Lynx canadensis (Canada lynx), 1396 nucleotides long. RefSeq names its product NIPA like domain containing 4 (gene NIPAL4). The record is from RefSeq and is a predicted model, not a curated record. Gene Ontology annotation, molecular function: magnesium ion transmembrane transporter activity. Gene Ontology annotation, biological process: magnesium ion transport. NCBI's taxonomy places the organism in Eukaryota, Metazoa, Chordata, Mammalia, Carnivora, Felidae. The coding region runs from base 59 to 1273 and encodes 404 amino acids. The transcript has 6 exons. Gene Ontology annotation, cellular component: membrane.
GGCACCGGGGAACCCGGGGCGCCAGCAGCCCGCGCGUCGGUCCGUGCGCGCAGGGCCCAUGGAGCUGCGGGCCAGCAACACCAGCUGCCAGAACGGUUCCCUGAUCAGCCUUUACUGCUCCUCCCAACAAGUCCUGUGCCAGAUCGUCAGUGACCUCAGCCCCCAGGUGCCCAGCAAUGUCACCUCUACCAGCUGGAAGGAGAGGUUCAGGCAGAGCUACGGCUUCUACAUUGGUCUGGGCCUGGCCUUCUUGUCCAGCUUCCUCAUCGGCAGCAGUGUCAUCCUCAAGAAGAAAGGCCUUCAACGACUGGUGGCCUCGGGGGCCACACGGGCUGUGGACGGAGGGUAUGGCUACCUGAAGGAUGCCAUGUGGUGGGCUGGAUUUCUCACCAUGGCUGCUGGAGAGGUUGCCAACUUCGGGGCCUACGCAUUUGCUCCUGCGACAGUUGUCACGCCUCUGGGAGCGCUGAGCGUCCUCAUAAGUGCUGUCCUGUCCUCAUACUUCCUGGGAGAGAGUCUGAAUCUGCUGGGGAAGCUGGGCUGUGUGAUCUGUGUGGCUGGCAGCACAGUGAUGGUGAUACACGCCCCCGAGGAAGAGAAGGUCUCCACCGUCGUUGAGAUGGCUGCCAAGAUGAAAGACACAGGGUACAUCGUGUUUGCUGUGCUUCUGCUGGUGUUCUGCCUCAUCCUCAUCUUCAUCAUCGCCCCACGCUAUGGACAAAGGAACAUCCUCGUUUACAUCAUCAUCUGCUCUGUGAUUGGGUCAUUCUCCGUGUCUGCCGUCAAGGGUCUGGGCAUCACCAUUAAGAACUUCUUCCAGGGGAUGCCAGUUGUGAGGCAUCCCCUCCCCUACAUCCUGUCCCUCAUCCUGGCACUUUCUCUCAGCACUCAGGUCAACUUCCUGAACAGGGCACUGGACAUUUUUAAUACUUCCCUGGUGUUCCCCAUCUACUAUGUGUUCUUCACGACGGUGGUGGUUACCUCCUCCGUCAUCCUCUUCAAGGAAUGGUACAGCAUGUCUGUAGUGGACAUUGUGGGCACCCUCUCUGGCUUUGUCACCAUCAUUCUGGGUGUGUUCAUGCUUCAUGCUUUCAAAGACCUGGACAUCAGCCAGACCAGCUUGCCCCACAUGCACAAAAACCCAACCCCAUCUCCCACCCCUGAGCCCACUGUCAUUAGACUAGAAGACAAGAAUGUCCUUGUGGACAAUAUAGAACUCUCCAGCACCCCAUCACCAGAAGAGAAGCCCAAAGUAUUUAUAAUCCAUUCUUAAAGUGUGGAAUACGAGAGUGAGAAGAUGACCACUACAGUACAGCCUGACUUCUCAAUUCCAGAGCCACCUGGUUAUUUUCAGAACAACUGUUACCGAUGGGCUCUCUUUUCUUGAGAUGUUCAU